Messenger RNA from Oryzias melastigma (Indian medaka), 1471 nucleotides. RefSeq names its product glutamate receptor, ionotropic, N-methyl D-aspartate-associated protein 1a (glutamate binding) (gene grinaa). Gene Ontology annotation, cellular component: membrane; Golgi apparatus; endoplasmic reticulum. The record is from RefSeq and is a predicted model, not a curated record. The transcript has 7 exons. Lineage: Eukaryota; Metazoa; Chordata; Actinopteri; Beloniformes; Adrianichthyidae. Gene Ontology annotation, biological process: negative regulation of apoptotic signaling pathway. Bases 303 to 1337 code for a protein of 344 amino acids.
GGCCAGAAACGGAACCACGUGACUCCUGUUACGCAUAUAAAUUACUUUCUAGAUCUAUUCUAGACAUUUCUAGAUAAGUGUCUACUUGCUGUAACCCGAUCUGGUCUGUCUCUUCAUCUCUCUUUUAUCGUGUUGGAAUUUGGUUUUCCCCUCAACAAAUCGAGGUAAAUUUGUCUUUAAACCGGACAUUCCCUGAACACCGCUGACCAGUCGUAACCAUUUCAGAGACGAAGGAGGUCGGCCGCGGCGCGUGCCUGCUGGCACUUUAAUUAAAGACUGUUGCACCUGAAUCUCUCCACGCCAUGUCUCACGACAAAAGUGGGUACCCCGUGAUGGGUGACGGCAACCAGCCUCCCAACCCAAAUUACUACGGACCCCCUCAGCCUGGGUUUGCCAUGCCCCCUCCCAACUACAGCCAAGCCACAGGGGGACCGUACCCACCAGCAGGCGGCUACGGACAGCCGGGCUUCCCCCAGGCUGGUCCCGGCUUUGCCCCCGGCCCGUACCCUCCAAUGGGGUUCCCUCAGAUGCCCUACGCUCAGGGGCCUUAUCAGCAGGGAUUUGGACAAGCAGGUUUUCCUGGUGACCCCAUGGGAGUGCCUGCAGACAGCCCUGCCUACCAUGACGAUGGUCCUCCUUCAUAUGGAGACAAUGAUGAGUUUAAAACUGGAGGUUUUGAGGACAAGAUGGUCCGACGGGCUUUCAUCAGGAAGGUCUUCUUGGUCCUCACCGUUCAGCUUCUUGUCACCUUUUCCUUCGUUGCCAUCUUCACCUUCAGUGACAACGCAAAGAUCUUUGUGCGGCAUAACCCGUGGGUGUACUACACCUCCUACGCCUCCUUCCUGGUCUGCCUCAUCGCUUUAAGCUGCUGCGGAGACUUCCGCCGCAAAUACCCGGGAAACAUGAUCGCUCUGAGCAUCCUGACCCUCAGUUUGUCCUACAUGGUGGGCAUGAUCGCUAGUUUCUACGACACAGAGACCGUCAUCAUCGCUGUGGGCAUGACCGCCGGGGUCUGCUUCACCGUCGUCUUGUUCUCUUUGCAGACAAAGUAUGACUUCACUUCCUGCCGUGGCGUGCUAUUUGUGUGCCUUAUUGUGUUGAUGAUCUUCUCCAUCCUCUGCAUCUUCAUCCGCAACAAGAUCAUGCAUUUAGUCUAUGCCUCACUGGGGGCUCUGCUCUUCACUUGCUUCUUGGCUGUUGACACUCAGCUCCUUCUGGGUAACAAAAACCUGGCCCUGAGUCCAGAGGAGUACAUCUUCGCUGCUCUCAACCUCUACACAGACAUCAUUAACAUUUUCCUCUACAUCCUGGCCAUCGUGGGCCGCUCCCGCGAAUGAGCUCCCCGCCGUCAAGACUUCAUGAGGAGCCUCCUGUUCAUGUGUCGCGUUAUUUCCCUCCACUCAAGUUUAGCGUCUCCCCUCAUUCCCUCUCGUGGUUCACAGUCGUACUUGGAAACGAGGGCAGCAUGUUG